Messenger RNA from Ceratina calcarata, 2104 nucleotides. RefSeq names its product lysophosphatidylcholine acyltransferase 3 protein nessy (gene nes). Lineage: Eukaryota; Metazoa; Arthropoda; Insecta; Hymenoptera; Apidae. Gene Ontology annotation, biological process: lipid modification; phosphatidylcholine biosynthetic process. The record is from RefSeq and is a predicted model, not a curated record. The transcript is spliced from 8 exons. Gene Ontology annotation, molecular function: lysophospholipid acyltransferase activity; 1-acylglycerophosphocholine O-acyltransferase activity. Bases 414 to 1838 code for a protein of 474 amino acids. Gene Ontology annotation, cellular component: membrane.
UUUUAGUGUUCUUAAAUAUAUCACUUGCUCGACUUAUUUUCAACUUUUUUUCUAGUCGUCACAUUGUACAAUACGUUUGAAUUUCUCGACUGUGCAUAGCAAAAGUGUCCUCGUUUCGAUAUGAAACUUUCCGUCGUGAUUUAUUGACAAAAUCGUGCUCUUAUCAAAAGCUAUAGUCGAACGUCUUUCGGAACGCUUUACUCAGUUAUACCAAGAUCUCACAUUUUCCACGGGUUUUAGUAUUGAUCUCUGAUAACCUUCGAGGUGACACGACGACGAUCUAUGAUAUUACUUGAGAAAGUUAAGUGGAUUUAUCCUCGGUAAAAAAAAGUUUGAUAGGAAUGUUGUAGAACUUUUCGAAGAAGAUAAAGUAACUAAGAAGUAAGGACCAAAACUCUGGUAAAGGAACAAGAAUGUCGGGCGGUAUUUUAUCAAGCUUGUCACACAGUCUAAACAUGUCCGAAGCUGCGAUUCGGCUAACUUUCUCCAUUCUGCUCGGAGUACCUAUCGCUCUUCUGCAUAGACUCACGUUAUAUGGAAAAUGCCCAAAAUGUCAACAUAUCUUUUUCAUGACCUGUGGCUUUCUGAUUUGUACAUGGAAUUACGGAUUUCAAACAAUCCAUUCAGUAACAACGAUAUACGUCACGUAUCUCAUCUUGAAACGUUUUGGUGGUACAAAAUUAUCCGUUUUUUUAACUUUUGUCUUCACCAUGGGUUAUCUUCUAUAUGGAUAUUACGAAACAAGUACCCAAAGUUAUGAUAUAAAGUGGACUAUGCCACAAUGCGUGUUGACAUUAAGAUUAAUAGGACUCGCGUAUAGUUUGAUGGAUGGACAGACGCCCGGGGAAAAAUUGUCUGUGCCGCAGAAAAAAGUGGCGUUGAAGGAGAAACCGACUUUUUACGAGAUCGCGGCAUAUACUUAUUUUCCAGGGGCGUUUCUCGUUGGGCCUCAGUUCAGCAUGAAAAGGUACUUGGAUUAUGUGCACGGGCGAGAUAUAACGCACGUCAGGGAUUCCAGCUCUGAUGGGAAAUACUUAAUCAAAUUUCGCGAUUGCUUCCUAUACGGGAUUUUCCGUAUUUUUAUAGGAUUCGUAUACAUAGUACUCUAUAUCAUAGGUACUAAUUACGUUCCACACGACUGCUUAUUAAGCGAUGAUUAUCGACAAUACAACUUUUUCAUACGUCUCUUUUUAAUCGGCGUUUGGGGACAUUUUCAUCUUUACAAAUACGUUUGUAUCUGGUUGCUCGCUGAAGGGGUUUGCACUAUGUUCGGUUUAACUUUCAAUGGAGAGGAGAAAAGUGGUAAACCGACUUGGAACGGCUGCGAAAAUGUUAGACUGCUACAGUUUGAAACCGGGAUCACGUUCAACGAUUACGUUAUGUCAUUCAAUAUUAACACUAAUACCUGGUGCGCGGAAUAUAUUUACAAAAGAUUGAAAUUUAUGGGAUCGAAGGUGUACAGUCAAUUUUUUACGCUGUUAUUCCUGUCAAUCUGGCACGGAUUUCAUUCGGGAUAUUACAUGUGCUUCUUCUUGGAAUUUAUUAUCAUAUACGCUGAGAAAGAUUUGACUGAAAUAUUGGAGAAGCAAGAGAAGAUAAAAAGAUUGAUCGAAAGGCGACUCGAACUUCGAAUUCUAACUUGGAUUUUCAUGAAGGUGUUCUCGCUUAUCUUUAUGGGUUACGCGCUUGUCGGUUUUAUGUUCCUAUCGUAUUCUCGUUAUCAUAAGGUCUAUUCUGCCGUUUACUAUUGCGGCCAUAUUAUUUUCAUGUCUUACCCGAUCGUAGCUAUACUAUUGAAGAAAUUUUUUUUUUUAAAUAGUCAAGCAAAAAUUGACUAGGGGCCGAACUAAAUUUUUGGAGGACAAAUCAUUGUUAUUUUUCUAUUGCAUGAUUUUUGGGGGAAUUACAUAAGAGAAGUCGAUUUGUCUUCGAUUAUUAUCAUAAUUACUUAACUAAAGUACGCAUAUUACUAAAGUACAAUAAUAAAAGUCUUUAGUUAUUAUUUUUGGGAGACGGCAAACACAGAAGCAUAAUAUAUAUUAUUUAAUUAGGGAUACUUUUGUAUAAACAGGAGAGAAAAGAUUUUAAGAUCGAUUAUUUUACA